AUGACCGACAUUGGGAAAUGGGAGGGUAUCUUGGAUCUUGCCACUAAAUGGCAGUUUACAGAGAUACGAGAUGAGGCAAUAGCUGUACUAACGACUGAAUUAGUAGGCACGAAGAAUGCUUUACGAAAAAUUCAACUCGCCCGCAAAUACGAUAUCGAAAGUUGGCUCCCAGAUGCCUAUAUCGAACUCGUAGAAAAGGAAGAUCUCACUUUAGACGAGCUAUCUCAAGAUCCAGCAUACCCCCUGGAUUGGGAGACAAUCUCAAAAUUUUUUUAUAUACGAGAGAAAUGUGGCAUUGGGUAUGGAAGCAAGAUCGCUUGUCGAAGGCGGAGUAAUAAAGUGGAGACUUAA
Molecule: messenger RNA, 351 nt
Organism: Psilocybe cubensis
Lineage: Eukaryota; Fungi; Basidiomycota; Agaricomycetes; Agaricales; Agrocybaceae
Exons: 3
Coding region: 1-351 (116 amino acids)
Source: RefSeq, a predicted model, not a curated record